Spinacia oleracea (spinach) is the source of this 2938-nucleotide messenger RNA. RefSeq names its product phosphatidylinositol 4-phosphate 5-kinase 7. Gene Ontology annotation, cellular component: plasma membrane. The transcript is spliced from 10 exons. Gene Ontology annotation, molecular function: ATP binding; 1-phosphatidylinositol-4-phosphate 5-kinase activity. The coding region runs from base 310 to 2652 and encodes 780 amino acids. The record is from RefSeq and is a predicted model, not a curated record. Lineage: Eukaryota; Viridiplantae; Streptophyta; Magnoliopsida; Caryophyllales; Amaranthaceae. Gene Ontology annotation, biological process: phosphatidylinositol phosphate biosynthetic process.
UCUUAGUUGUCUAGUCUUCAGUUACUGUUUGUGGGAAUAAAAUUAAACAGAAGAAAGUACACAAAAAGACAACUAUUCUAUAAUUACUUCAAUCAAAUACCAACCGCAAAAAGAUUCCAUACCCAAAAUAAAAUCAAUCAUACUCAAUUAAUCAAACCAGUCAAAUAACAGUGCAAAUUCCUUCUUCCUCCAUUUGACGGUGCUCUUCGCCGGAGCUUUGCACGGUGCUCUUCGCCGGCGCUCAGGUUGCUGAAUGAAGGUCCAAAAAGUUGAUUAAUUUGGUUUAUCGGACACGAUUGUGUGCUGGUUAUGGAGAACACAGAAAGACGACAAAGGGAUAAGGUGUUUCCUAAUGGUGAUGUGUAUAGUGGUGACAUUUUUGGCAUGAUUCCUCAUGGUACGGGGAAAUAUACAUGGUCGGAUGGGACGAUUUAUGAGGGUGAUUGGGAGGAAGGAAAAAUGACAGGGCAGGGGUGUAUUACUUGGACUUCAGGAUCAAUUUAUGAGGGUGAAUUCUCUGGUGGUUAUCUUCAUGGUCAAGGAACUUCAAUUUUUUCUGACCGGUCUACUUAUGAUGGGGCAUGGAGGAUGAAUACCAAGGACGGAUUUGGAAAGAAAAUAUACACCACUUCAGAUUUUUAUGAAGGUUCGUGGAAAGAAGGUGUCCGUCAAGGAAGUGGGAAGUAUGUAUGGAGUACAGGAAAUGCAUACAUUGGUACUUGGAAAGGUGGGAUGAUGUGUGGCAGAGGGCUUUUAAAGUGGGCAAAUGGUGAUAUGUUCUAUGGUACUUGGUUGGAUGGAUUACGGGAUGGAUCAGGUUUUUACCGCUUUGCUGAUGGAGGCUGUUACUGUGGAACUUGGAGUAGGGGGAUAAAAGAUGGAAGAGGAUCAUUUUACCCUGCUGGAAGUAAGCAUGUAUCUCUGAAGAAGUGGUUCAAAUCUGCAGGUUAUCAUGGAAGCUUUAGAGGUGGUUUGUCUCGAACUACAUCCGUGAUUUUUGAAGAGAAGAAUAAAACACCAGAGCCAAAGAUGAAUCGUACUAGUUCUGAAAUAGUUUCUAAUAGUGGUAAAUCAAGGAGAAGUUCAAGUCAAAAUUCAUCUGGGGCUUCUAAUGACAGAGACGUUGUACUUGGUGAAGUUACACCAGAGUUAUCACACAAUGACAGUUCUAGUAGAUUGAUUUGUAAAUCAACUGCUAAUCAGUAUGAUGGGUUGGAGGAAUGUGAUGUAGUUUUUGAAAGAGAAUAUAUGCAAGGUGUCUUGAUUAGCGAACGUAUAAGGAAAAGUGAUGGAAAAUUUUCCAAAGUUAAGCAUCCCAUUAAAUUUGUUAUUAAAGAUUCCAAAAUUCGUUCUUGCAUCACGAUUUCCAGAGGCAACCAGAGCCAUUAUUUUAUGCUUAACCUGCAGCUUGGUAUCAGGUAUACCGUUGGCAAGAUAACACCAAUUCCUGCUCGUGAGGUUAGAUAUACUGAUUUCGCUCAACAGGCCAGAAUAAAAAUGUUUUUUCCCAGAAAGGGUUCUCAACUCACGCCUCCACAUUAUUCACUGGAUUUUUACUGGAAGGAUUAUUGCCCUAUGGUUUUCAGGAAUUUGAGAGAAAUGUUUAAGUUGAUUGCUGCAGAUUACAUGAUGUCAAUCUGUGGUGAUGAUGGUUUAAGAGUGAUUUCUUCUCAAGGAAAAAGUGGCAGUAUGUUUUACCUGUCGCAUGAUGAUAGAUAUGUGAUCAAAACUUUGACAAAACCUGAGUUGAAGGUUUUCCUCAAAAUGCUUCCAUCUUAUUAUAAUCAUGUACAAAUGCAUGAAAAUACUCUUAUCACGAAAUUCUUUGGGCUGCAUCGCAUAAAACUGAAGUGCGGAAGAAAGGUGCGAUUUGUGGUCAUGGGAAAUAUGUUCUACACCGAGUUACGAAUUCAUCGUCGUUAUGACUUGAAGGGUUCAUCUUAUGGAAGGUUUACAGAUAAAGAGAAGAUAAAUACGAAUGCUACCAUGAAAGAUCUUGAUCUAAAAUAUGAAUUUUAUAUGGAUAGAUCAUUGCGUGAUGCCCUAUUUGAACAAAUCGAGUUAGAUUGCAUGUUCCUUGAAUCUCAACACAUAAUCGACUAUAGUCUUCUGUUGGGGUUGCAUUUUCGGGCACCUGAGCAUCUGAAAUCUUUCUUGGAGUUACCAGAACCUUCAUUUGAUUCUGAGAAUCGAUCUACUACUGAAGGUGUGAUGUCAAUAGAGGGGAUAGCAGUUCCUCCAACAGGUCUGAUAUUGGUUACACACGAGCCGGGUUCAGUGACGAGUGCUCCAGGACCUCAUAUAAGAGGAAGUACAUUGCGGGCAUACUCUGUAGGUGAUAAGGAAGUUGAUCUACUCCUCCCUGGAACUGGAAGGCUAAGGGUACAAUUGGGUGUUAACAUGCCGGCUUUGGCAAAACGCAAGAUACAAGAAGAUGAGCCAGAUUCGUUAGAAGUCGAACUUUUUGAAGUUUAUGAUGUGGUUCUCUAUCUUGGGAUAAUUGAUAUAUUGCAAGACUACAAUUUGAGAAAGAAAAUGGAGCAUGCAAGCAAAUCUGUGUUAAUAGAUUCAGUGUCAAUCUCUGUUGUUGAACCAAAGUUGUAUGCAAGACGUUUCAUCGAUUUCUUAGAGAAGGUUUUUCCUGUUCGUUGAAUGGGGUUUAACAUAUUUCUUUUUCUUAUACAACAACUGAACUAGCUGUGACUCGAUCGAUGCUGCAGUUUUUGGUAAACACAGCUGCAAAUUUGCCUGAAUGCAUUCUUGUUGCGCAACAUCGAUAAACAAAACAAUAGAUUGCAUUAUAACAUUUUCUGGUGGUGCCUCGAUCCCUGUGUUUAUUGCUGUAAAUUUAUUGAUUUUUUUCUUCGAGAAUUACUUUGUAAAUGUAAGAAUUCUUCAAAUUGGCUUCGUUUUGUAAAUAUGGUGUAUUAAUGCACUA